AUGGGGUGCUGCCCGGGAGACUGCUUCAACUGCUGCUCCCAGGAACAAGAAUGCUGUGAGGAGUGUUGCUGCCAGCAGGGUUGCUGUGGCUGCUGUGGCCCUUGCUGUGGCUCCUGCUGUGGCUGUGGAGGCUCUGGCUGUGGAGGCUCUGGCUGCGGAUCUGGCUGCUGCGGGUCUAGCUGCUGUGGAUCUGGCUGUGGGGGCUGUGGAGGCUGCGGAGGCUGCGGAGGCUGUGGAGGCUGCGGAGGCUGUGGGGGCUGCGGAGGCAGUUGCUGUGGCUCAGGCUGCUGUGGCGGCGGAUGCUGUGGUCCAGUGUGCUGUCAGCCCACACCUGUUUGUGAAACAAAAUGA
Messenger RNA from Arvicola amphibius (Eurasian water vole), 351 nucleotides. RefSeq names its product keratin-associated protein 17-1. The record is from RefSeq and is a predicted model, not a curated record. Lineage: Eukaryota; Metazoa; Chordata; Mammalia; Rodentia; Cricetidae. The coding region runs from base 1 to 351 and encodes 116 amino acids. The transcript has a single exon.